Messenger RNA from Trypanosoma conorhini, 1035 nucleotides. RefSeq lists its product as uncharacterized. The record is from RefSeq and is a predicted model, not a curated record. The transcript has a single exon. The coding region runs from base 1 to 1035 and encodes 344 amino acids. Lineage: Eukaryota; Euglenozoa; Kinetoplastea; Trypanosomatida; Trypanosomatidae.
AUGGAGGCAGACGAUAUUCUGCGGGGCGUCGUGGGCGGUGCGGAGCCGCUGAUGCCGGAGCUGCAGGCAACACACGCACAGGCGCCCGCGUCACAGCCGCGGCGCACCAAACUUGUCUUUCUCUACAGCAGCGACGACGAGGAGGACGUCGACCCGGCCGAGGCGAAGGGAGAGGGCGGGGCGGUCGCAGUUGCGGCGGUGGUGACGCUGAAUCCGCCGCCGGACUCUCUUCGAGAGAUGCGGCUUGAGGCCGAGUUGGCGGCCCAGCGUCACCCGCGCGAACCUGCGCAGCUGAUCGGCGAGGCAGAGCCGCCGCUGUUCGUCGAGGACACGGCGGGGGAGAGCGCGGCGCCGGCACCCGCGGCCCAGGGCCGUGUGCGGGUGGUGGAAGCGCUGCCGCUGCGGGAGCGCGACGCUGGCUGUGGCAGCACGGGGCCGCCGCUGCGCCGCCACCUGCAGGCGGAAGAGGCCGAACGACUCGCCCACGCCCGCAAGCGAUUCCGCGACGAGGCGGGCGGGGGCGACGGCCGUGUCGGGGACGCCGGUCCGCAGCCGAUGGUGGACGAGGACGGGCUGGUGCGCGCGAUUGCUGUGGGCGGCUACCAACUGACGGUGGACGAGCGCCAGCUGCAGGACUGCGACUGCGAGUGCGAGUGCGACUGCGGCGAUGCGGAGGAGGCGCACGCGGAGGCGGGGCUUGUCGCCAGCGACUGCGACGACGACGACGAAGCGGAGGAGGAGGAGGACGAAGCGCUUGAAGAGGCGCUUGACGAGGCGCUGGUGGUCGCGGUGGUGGAGCAGCUGGUGCGCUGCUGCGAGAGCGACGAGUUGGACGCCUCAAUGCGCGAGGCCGGGGCGCGUUUUCUCGUGCAGGCGCGGCCGUGCCUGCAGCGGCUGCACGCCGGCGAGUUGGCGCCGGCGCCCUUCGGCGAGGAGAUGCGGGGCGAAGUGUUGUCGCUGCUGCGCGUCUUUCAGCGGCUGCGUCGCCCGAAAGAUGCGCCGGUCGUCAUUGACGGCGUUGUGAUGGACAUGUGA